Molecule: messenger RNA, 2208 nt
Organism: Pyricularia pennisetigena
Lineage: Eukaryota; Fungi; Ascomycota; Sordariomycetes; Magnaporthales; Pyriculariaceae
Exons: 7
Coding region: 1-2208 (735 amino acids)
Source: RefSeq, a predicted model, not a curated record
AUGGCCCUGGAAGCGCCCUUAAGAUCGUCGACCGGCAGCCUUAUUUCAUCGUACUCCUCAGCUUACGCAGACAUGUCCGUAUCAUCGCCAGACUCGCCGGCGGUGUCAAACAAAUUGUUGUCAAUGUCCUCACCCGCCGCGUCGAUAAGUUCACCUCAGAGCCUUCGUCCUCACUCCUUCGCAAGGGCCAGCUCUGCCAACAACCACCUCAUGAGCCCCAUCAGUGACAUCGUUGGCCCCUCACCAGUGACAUCGACCGGCACUGAGACAACCGAGAUCGAGGAUGACGACGAGUCCGUAGAUACCGGGUUCACUGUGCAGCGCAUACAUCCGAGCCCUCAGCCACAGCUACAAAUGCUGAAGACGAACAUACCAGACCAUGGACGAAAAAAUGGCAGCGAGGAGGCUAUUUCUGUUAUCCAUGCUCCUCAAAAUUUCCAGGCCUGGCCGGAGACACCGGCAGAUAUAGUUAGCCCACCCCCGAGUGAGCGCUCAACUAAGUCACCCGUAAUAUCACCGCCACCCAUUUCAACAAACGUCAAACCUGCAAAGUUCUCCAUGGAAACCGCGACACCACAGGCACAAAACUUGCAAGACGUCAUCAGUGACCAGAAUAGACUGCGCUCGAGCAGUGCGAGCAGUCUCGAAUUGAUACCAGAAAACAGCCAGGGCGAAUCGGAUGCAGAGCAGUACGAAAAUGAUCCUGAUUACCACAGCCCGGUGAUGGAAGAGGAGAAUGAAAUCCAGGCGCUCAACACUGCACUCGAGGAGUGCUGGACUCUGUGCAACACACUCGCGGGCCUAAGUUCCAUCCACAGGGAGCGCGUUUUCAGCAGCUCAGGCACGCCUGAUGCUCACGAGAAGGCAUGGAAGUGCUGCUGGAAGCUGUGCCAGAGACUGUAUCACAGUCGUGACGAAACGGAAGAGUCGUACACACUGCGGACCAACCUUGACCUGUGCCGCGAUUUCUGCCAAGCACUAUUCGAUGUCAGGACUCGAAAGGACGACACGGCGGAUUCGGUCCUGCGUGUCAGUUUUGAACUCAACAACCAUCUAUAUAGCGCACAGGACACGCGGAAUUUACCCGAGGCAUUUCGCGAGCGUACCCUGGAUUUUUACAUUACAUUGUGCCAUCGUCUGAUGAAGCAGCGCAGUGAACUUGCCGAACAAACCGAUUCUCUACUGCGGGCCUGCUGGUCGCUUGCCGAGAUGCUUUUCAGCAUUCGACAGAACCGGCGGGACGGCAAGGCCCCCGAUGAGGAUCUCCUCGGCUCCGCGGUUCAAGCUUGUUGGGAAUUAUGCGACAUCUUCCGGGAGGGCUGGACACAGAUCAGGCCUGAACGUGGAACGCCACGCCCUAGUCAAGUGACAUUCUCGUGGCACGCGCCGCAUGCAAUGGCUGCUGAGACCCGUAGCACAGCAGGAAGUCGGGCCUCGAUGCAUUCCAAACGAGAAAGCUUGAGGAGUGUGAACAGCGAGCGACCCAGGAAGCGAGAUGCCCCGCCGGUACCUGAGACGCCUGUGACCGAGUUUGAGGAUACACCCGUCUCUCCUGAGAGCUCCAGCCCGCAGAUGCCCAACAUACUUGUGCUAGGAACAAACAGCGAGAGCAGUCGUGUGACCGUUCCAAGGUGGUCAAGCAGCGCUAGUAAUCUGUCAAGCUUCUCACAAAGUAGCCAGAAGACCAGCAGCACUGCCACUGCCGGAAAGAAGACGAAAUCAAAAGUCACGGGCACCGGUGCGAGCGGAACAGGGAGCAAUAUUAGCGGGGGGAGCUCCGGAGGUACCGUGGAAGAUAUCAAUAUCACUCGGAUCAAGGCCUUGAUAGUCAAAGCGGCGAUGAAUAUUGGCUUCAGCCGGGAUAGCGCGUCUGCCAUGUCAGAUGGUACCGGCGGGGCGACUGCCCUUCAGGCGUUCGUCAAAUCACUACCUUCUGGGUCUUUCGGAAACCUCCCACAGCACGCAACUCUGCUUCAAAACUACAAGAACCUGGUACUGAGCGACGCUGCGCUUGUUGGCAGCGGCGCCGCCGGUAACCUUCUUCCGCCACGGGGAAAGAGAGUCGGUGCGGUUGACCUUGCAAAGUCAGUGGGGUGGAUGAUGCACCGGAGCUUGAACUACGGAUUUUUGAGGGAGCUGUACAAGCUUGUGUUUGGGUUUACUAUUGAAGAGGCCGAGAUGCGCAAGAACACGACCAUUGCUGUCUGA